Messenger RNA from Lycium ferocissimum, 858 nucleotides. RefSeq lists its product as uncharacterized. NCBI's taxonomy places the organism in Eukaryota, Viridiplantae, Streptophyta, Magnoliopsida, Solanales, Solanaceae. The transcript is spliced from 2 exons. Bases 1 to 858 code for a protein of 285 amino acids. The record is from RefSeq and is a predicted model, not a curated record.
AUGAAAGAAGAUUCUCCACUCAAGCUUGAUAAACUUGCAGCAGGAAAUCUUUCGGAUAAUAUUCAAGAAUUUGAAUUUGUCUUUAUUGUGCAUUUGAUGUUCAAGAUGUUGCUUUUUAAAAAUGAAUUGAGCAGAGCUUUAGAAAAGAAAGAUCAAGAUAUCAUCAAUGCUAUGGAGUUGCUGAAUCUUGCAAAGAUAAGAUUGCAAAAAAUGAGAGAAAGUGAAUUGGAGUCUAUGAUGGAUGAGGUUUAUUCAUUUUGUGGCAAACAUGAUAUUUUGAUUCCCAAAAUGGUUGAUGACUGUCCAAGGUUGAAGCGUAAGAGGUCCGGAGUUUCAUAUUUACAUCACUUUCAUGUGGAAGUAUUUUAUGCGGUUAUUGAUUUGCAACUUCAGGAGCUCAAUAAUCGUUUUGAUGUUGCGACUAGUGACUUACUCCUUGGUAUGGCUAGUUUGAAUCCCGUUGAUUCAUUUCCUAAUUUUGAGAAGAAUAGGAUAAUGAAGUUGGCCGGGUAUUACAAAAGUGAGUUUGGUGAUAACCAACUUCGAGAUCUCAGUUACCAGCUUGAUAGUUUCAUUGUCUAUGCUCUACAGCGUGAUAGCAAGUUUCUCAACUUGAAAGGGAUUAAGGAUCUUGCUAUUGUGAUGCUGACAUUGAUUUUACCUGUUGCUACUGCAAGUGUGGAAAGAGCAUUUUCCUCAACGAAACUCAUAAAAAAUGAUCUACGCAAUAACAUUGGUGAAGAAUUUCUGAAUGGUUGUUUAGUUUGUAAGAUAGAGCAUAAGCUAUUUGCAACUAUAAACAAUGAUGCUAUUAUGGAUCGUUUUCAAAGGAUGAAGCCUCGUCGAGUAGAAUUGUAA